Messenger RNA from Condylura cristata (star-nosed mole), 1617 nucleotides. RefSeq names its product sarcalumenin (gene SRL). NCBI's taxonomy places the organism in Eukaryota, Metazoa, Chordata, Mammalia, Eulipotyphla, Talpidae. Bases 189 to 1484 code for a protein of 431 amino acids. The transcript is spliced from 6 exons. The record is from RefSeq and is a predicted model, not a curated record. Gene Ontology annotation, molecular function: GTP binding.
AACCUUCACCGGAAGCGGGGGAACUCUCACCGGAAGCCGGGGCACCCCAGGAGACAGCCGGAAGUGCCAGCGCGGGGGAGGGCUCGGAGGAGCAGGAGCCAGGCCCCGCGGGGGGCCCUCGGGAGGAGGUGGAGGAUGUGAGUGAGGAGGCCCCGCUGCGGGACCGCUCCCACAUCGAGACCACGCUGAUGCUGAGCGAGGACAAGCCGGCGGACGACUACUCGGCGGUGCUGCAGCGGCUCCGGAAGAUCUACCACUCAUCCAUCAAGCCCCUGGAGCAGUCGUACAGGUACAACGAACUGCGGCAGCACGAGAUCACAGAUGGGGAGAUCACCUCCAAGCCAAUGGUGCUGUUCUUGGGACCGUGGAGCGUUGGCAAAUCCACCAUGAUAAACUACCUCCUCGGGCUGGAGAACACGCGCUACCAGCUCUACACAGGUGCCGAGCCCACCACGUCCGAGUUCACGGUCCUCAUGCACGGGCCCAAGCUGAAGACCAUCGAGGGCAUCGUCAUGGCCGCGGACAGCGCCCGCUCCUUCUCGCCCCUCGAGAAGUUCGGCCAGAAUUUCCUGGAGAAGCUGAUUGGCAUCGAGGUUCCCCACAAGCUUCUGGAGCGGGUCACCUUCGUGGACACGCCGGGCAUCAUCGAAAACCGCAAGCAGCAGGAGAGGGGUUACCCCUUCAACGACGUGUGCCAGUGGUUCAUCGACAGGGCCGACCUCAUCUUCGUGGUCUUCGACCCCACCAAGCUGGACGUGGGCCUGGAGCUGGAGACGCUUUUCCGCCAGCUGAAGGGGCGGGAGUCCCAGAUCAGGAUCAUCCUGAACAAGGCGGACAACCUGGCCACGCAGAUGCUCAUGCGGGUCUACGGGGCACUCUUCUGGAGCCUGGCCCCGCUCAUCAACGUCACGGAGCCCCCCCGCGUCUACGUCAGCUCCUUCUGGCCCCAGGACUACAGGGCCGACACCCACCGGGAGCUGUUCCUCAAGGAGGAGAUCUCGCUGCUGGAGGACCUGAACCAGGUGAUCGAGAACCGGCUGGAGAACAAGAUCGCCUUCAUCCGGCAGCACGCCAUCCGCGUGCGCAUCCACGCCUUGCUGGUGGACCGCUACCUGCAGACCUACAAGGACAAGAUGACCUUCUUCAGCGACGGCGAGAUGGUCUUCAAGGACAUCGUGGAGGACCCUGACAAGUUCUACAUCUUCAAGACCAUCCUGGCGAAGACCAACGUCAGCAAGUUCGACCUGCCCAACCGCGAGGCCUACAAGGACUUCUUCAGCAUCAACCCCGUCUCCAGCUUCAAGCUGCUGUCCCAGCUGUGCUCCUACAUGGGCGGCUGCUUCCUGGACAAGAUCGAGCGGGCCAUCGCGCAGGAGCUCCCCGGCCUCCUGGGGAGCCUCGGGCUGGGCAAGAACCCCGGGGCCCCCAACUGUGACAAGACGGGGUGCGGGGAGACCCCAAAGAACCGCUACAAGAAACACUAGGUGGCGCGUGGCCGUGCGGGCUGCUCCUGGCCAGUGAGCUUGCGUCCCCGGGCCGAGAAGCCCCGGCGUGUUCACCCUCUGAGCCACGCUGGCGCUUCCGGCGCUGGAGACGGGUCCCUGGAGGCCAGGUGGG